Molecule: messenger RNA, 1959 nt
Organism: Oppiella nova
Lineage: Eukaryota; Metazoa; Arthropoda; Arachnida; Sarcoptiformes; Oppiidae
Source: the annotation of a GenBank genome assembly
AUGCGUCUGGAGGGCGAUAACCUGCUCAAGGAACAGUUUCGUGAUCUGGUUGUACACUUAACUGCACCUAAAUUGCUUUCAGACUGGAAGCAAUGGUUAACCAAUCCAGAUGAUGACAGCCAGACUAAAGCAUCAAAAAAACGCAUUGCCCCUUUGCUUGAAAAGAUUGAUCAGCAACGCUCUAAGAUCAACACACUCCAAGUUGAAGUGAAACAAUAUCAAAAUCGUGUUAAACGCUUGCAGCUCAAUCAACAACUCAGGAUUCAUAAAAUUCAUACAUCUAGUCUAAAACAUGUGUAUCGAAUCAUGCGCCUAACUACUCGCGGUCGCUAUGCAGUGACUGCACUACUUGACUUAGCAUUGCAGCCACCUGAACAAACGAUUACGCUUGCAGAAAUUGCAACCCGCCAAACGAUAUCUGUCGCUUAUCUUGAACAAUUGUUCGCUAAACUUAAACGUCAUGGCUUAGUUUCAAGUGUUCGUGGAGCAAAUGGCGGUUAUCACUUAGCGCGCCAUGCUGAAGAAAUUACUGUCUUAGAAAUUAUUGAAGCUGUAAAUGAAACUGUUGAUGCGACUCGUUGUGACCACAAAGGCAACUGCCAAAAUGGUGCAAUGUGUUUAACUCACGAUUUAUGGCAAGAACUCUCUCUCCAUAUUGCCGAUUAUUUAGCUAAAAUCACCCUUGCGGAUUUAGUAGCUCGUGACAACGUACAAACCGUUGCGGUUCGCCAAAAUUCAGCACCUCUUGAUUCAGCCCUUUUAUCGGUUACAGCAACUACGCCUGUUGAUCCUCAAGUAGCAGAACGCAUGAUGGAGUGUUUAACCUUUGAUGGUACAUUCGGUAAUGCUGCUUCUCGCUCACAUGCUUAUGGAUGGCAAGCUGAAGAAAAAGUUGAAUAUGCACGUGAACAAGUCGCAAAUUUAGUAAAAGCUGAUCCACGCGAAAUUGUCUGGACUUCUGGUGCUACUGAAUCUGAUAACCUUGCCCUUAAAGGUGUUGCUCAGUUUUACGGUUCUAAACGCAAACACAUCAUCACAAGUAAAAUUGAACAUAAAGCAAUUUUAGAUACUUGUCGUGAAUUAGAAGAAGAAGGUUUUGAGAUUACCUAUCUUGAACCUGAACCUAAAACUGGUUUAAUUACCCCAGAAAUGGUUCAAGCUGAACUUCGUCCAGAUACGCUACUUGUUUCAUUGAUGAUGGUGAACAAUGAAAUUGGUACUGUGACAGAUGUUGCUGCAAUUGGUGAGUUAACACGUGCCAAUAAAACCUAUUUCCAUGUUGAUGCUGCACAAGCUGCGGGUAAAGUUGAAAUCGAUCUUUCUACCAUGAAAGUUGAUUUGAUGAGCUUCUCAGGUCAUAAGGUUUAUGGACCUAAAGGCAUUGGUGCUUUAUUUGUACGUCGUAGCCCACGUGUUCGUAUCAAAGCACAAAUUCAUGGCGGUGGUCAUGAACGUGGUAUGCGCUCAGGUACACUUGCAACCCAUCAAAUUGUCGGUAUGGGUGAAGCAUUUGAACUUGCUGGCAAAUCUUUACAAGCUGAACAAACACGUUUACGUGUACUCCGUGACAAACUUUGGAACGGUUUACAAGAUUUAGAACAAGUCUUCUUAAAUGGCCAUCCUGUAUACAAUGUUGCAAACUACUUAAAUGUUAGCUUCAACUUUGUUGAAGGUGAAUCAUUGAUGAUGGCGUUAAAAGAUGCUGCUGUAUCUUCUGGUUCAGCAUGUACAUCUGCAACACUUGAACCUUCUUACGUACUUCGUGCCCUCGGUCUUUCUGACGAGUUAGCACAUAGUUCAAUUCGUUUUAGCUUUGGUCACUAUACGACUGAAGAAGACAUUGAUCAUGUAAUUAAGAUUACUAAAGCUGCUGUUGAGAAAUUGCGUGAGCUUUCUCCGCUUUGGGAUAUGUACAAAGAAGGGAUCGACUUAAAUUCAGUUGAAUGGGCUGAACACUAA